CACCGACUCUGAACAUGCAGUGGCUGGCUCUCUGUGCUGCGAUCUUCACUUGGGCACACAGUGUCCAUGCUGGGGCAGUCUGCUCUGUUCCAGAUGAGCAGAAGGCUUUAGUUACCAGCCUCCAGCUGAACAUGGCCAAAUCUGUGGGACCAUGUGUCCCUCCAGACCCUAGCAUUUUACUAGCAUUGAAUCUGGGAAGCAAGAACCUGAACCCUGAAGCCAGAGAACUACUGAUAAAACAGCUGAAAGAAGAUGCAAUUAAAAAAGUGUCUCAAGAUCUGCCCUUUACAUCUGGGAAAGUUGCACUUUAUAUUCUUGCUCUCCGUUCCUCCUGCUCUGACCCCUGCCAAAUCUCAAGACCUAAUGGCAAUCUUAAUCUAGUAAAAGUACUUGAAGAAAAAACAAGUGCGGAGAUAAAAAGCAUUGAAAACACUCACUCCCCGAUGACCACAUAUUACCAAGUGGCUUUGGAUGUCCUGGCUUUGUGUGUGAUGUCCAGUCCUAGGGCAUUCCCAGCUGCAACUACAUUGAGCAAAGCUAUUCCACCUAAUCCAUCUGGACCUGCAUUCUCUGUAGACACUGCAGCAGUCGCUGUCAUGGGAUUUUCAUGUGUGCUCAGCAUGGACACUACUCACACAGAGUCCAUUAAAACUCUGAAAAAUGCCCAGUCUAUUAUGUUAGACCUAAUCCUCAAGCAAAAGAAGAGUGAUGGCACCAUUGGAAACAUUUACAGCACUGGCCUGGCUGGGCAGGCUCUCACCGCCGCGCAGUUAUAUUAUCCCCCAGGUUCCUGGGACUGCCCUCUCACAGUGCAGAAAAUCCUACAGCAGAUACGCCAGGGUACAUUCUCUCUGCCCAUAGCAGCUGCUCAAGUGCUGCCCUUUCUGAAUGGCAGAAGCUACUUAAAUGUAAAGGGGAUGCAGUGUCAAGCUAACAACGCUACUCUCAUUACUGUGGACUAUACCAUAGUAAAUGAUUUGACAGGGGACUACUUCAAACACUCCAUACAGGUUGCAGUACCAGAAGGCUCCACAUUGCUUAAGGUCAUGGAGAAAGCAGCGGAGGUCAACCCUAAAGAGUUCAGUUUCAGCACAGAAGAAACAUCUUGGGGCCUCUUUAUAACAAGCAUUAACAAUCUUGGUGGAAACAGCAACCAGAAGACAUACUGGCAGUUUUUUAGUGGAAUUACUCCCUUGGAGGAAGGUGUAAGCACGUACAAGCCUCACAACAAGGAGCAUAUAUUAGCCAUCUUCAGCAAAUACUGAUGAAUAAAGUUUCAUCCAUACUUUAGUUACCAUUUAUAUUCUAUCCUGCUUCUUUGUAUGUACAAAAGACCUUUACACUUGCAUCGGAUAUUCAAGUAUUGGAUAUUCAAGUGUAAAAUAAAUUUAUAAGUAAUAUUUUGAAACACUUAAUUUAACUCCUGAUCUGUUUUUUUUUAUUUUUUGUUCCCAUCAUGACAGAGGCUGUUUGAACAUUUCUACGGUGUUUGUGUUUAGCUGUAAUUAUAAAAUUUAAUUUAUCAACUAAUUUACUAUAACAAAAAAAUGGUAAAAAAUCGUUUUUUGGACCCAAACAACUUUUCAUGCAGCCAUUUUAUCACCAUGUAGAAGAACACAUUUGAACUAGAAUGUUUUUCAUGCUGUAAUGGCUACAUUCACAAGUCUAGUUGUCACCAUCCAUUAUGGUUAAAUGGUAUACCCAAGGGGCAAUUCACUCACAUCAGACUAAAUUUGCAUAGACUAUAGAAAACGAGUAAACAUUGUCAUGGAGGAAUUCCUUGAAAACAGUAUGAUGAAAAAUAAUAAAUGAAAGUGUUAAAAGUAA
This is a messenger RNA of Spea bombifrons (plains spadefoot toad), 1827 nucleotides long. It is a transcript of the gene CBLIF, whose product is annotated as cobalamin binding intrinsic factor. The coding region runs from base 15 to 1265 and encodes 416 amino acids. Gene Ontology annotation, biological process: cobalamin transport. Gene Ontology annotation, molecular function: cobalamin binding. The record is from RefSeq and is a predicted model, not a curated record. The transcript is spliced from 9 exons. Lineage: Eukaryota; Metazoa; Chordata; Amphibia; Anura; Pelobatidae.